Orussus abietinus is the source of this 1438-nucleotide messenger RNA. Its product is annotated as putative transferase CAF17 homolog, mitochondrial. Gene Ontology annotation, cellular component: mitochondrial matrix. The record is from RefSeq and is a predicted model, not a curated record. Gene Ontology annotation, molecular function: protein binding. Bases 203 to 1342 code for a protein of 379 amino acids. Lineage: Eukaryota; Metazoa; Arthropoda; Insecta; Hymenoptera; Orussidae. The transcript has 2 exons.
CGUCCAUGGAUACAACCGAAGCGCCGAAGGUUGAUUACAUUUAAUCCAGUUGUCUCGAGUACAGAGGUUAUGAAAAACCAAGGUAUUCAUUUUAUGACUCUAAUGGCAUGAAAGUGUACAACAGCUUUCUGACAAUUACAUGACACGAUUUUAAUGAAAUUCUUGAAUGGCAUUUUCUAAAACUGAGAAAAAAUAAGAUAAAAUGAAUUACACUUUGUAUCGUGUAACUCUUCAAGUAAUGAAGAAAGGGUUUACCCUUGCAACAAGUACAAGCAAUUUGAAUACUAUAGGGAUUGGGGGGAAGUACACGAGUACAAGUAGUUCUCAACGGGACAAACUCAAAGCAUUGGAACUUCUUAAGGAGAGAAGUCUACUUCAUCUCGAGGGACCGGAAUCAUCUGACUUUUUACAAGGAUUAAUAACAAAUGAUAUGCAACAUUUCAAAGCUGGAGCAGCGAGUAUGUACUCUUUAUUUUUAAAUGUUAAAGGUAGAGUCUUAUAUGAUACGAUCGUAUAUAAAGCUCCAGAAAAAGAAACUUAUUAUAUAGAAUGCGAUAAAAAAGUAACCGAAGCAUUAUUGAAGCACCUUAAGUUGUAUAAACUUCGUAGAAAAGUAAAUCUAGAUUCCAUUGAAGAUAAAAUGCAAGUUUGGACAAUGUUUGAUGCAAAUAUCAUACCUAACUUAAGGAAUAAUGUGAGUGAAUUUGGUACACCUGCUUUAGAAGGUCAAAUAUUUCCCUGUGGAACUUUAAAUAAUAAGUCGAGCAAAUACCUGGACAAUGUAAUCGUGUACGAAGAUCCAAGAUUAUCCCAAUUAGGUUUUAGAAUUUUAACUCGAGCAAACGUAAGACAUGAAGAAUUGGCAAAAUAUCUAAAUUCCAGCAAAUCUGCGGAAGACAAUCCCACCAGUUAUAAAGCUUUUCGUUACAAACUGGGCAUUGGUGAAGGUAUAGAAGAUCUCCCACCAGGGAAGCCACUUCCCUUAGAAAUUAAUUGCGAUUAUUUACGUGGAAUAAGUUUCCACAAAGGUUGCUACAUUGGUCAGGAAUUGACUGCAAGAACGCAUCACACUGGUGUAGUUAGAAAACGUUUAAUGCCUAUAAUUUUCCAUAGAGCCACAGAUAAAACAUUUCAAUACGAUGAAAACAUUCUAGAUGAGUCUGGAAAAGUAGUUGGGAAAUUUAGAGGAAGAAAAGGAGAUUUUGGCUUAGGAUUAAUAAGAAUUACAGAAGCACUUGGCGCACAAGCUCUGACAAUGUCAGAUGUUUCCAUAAAGGUUAUUAAACCAUGGUGGUGGCCUCAAGAACAGAGUAAAGAAAAAGUAUCUGCUGGCAAUAAAUAAUUGUAAUUGAGACAUUCUUCGUUUGAGUUCGGUUUAAUGCAAGAAAAUUUGUACAUACAUAAAUAAAAAGUUCUAGAAUAAAAGAUGUCACCGAAA